Messenger RNA from Frankliniella occidentalis (western flower thrips), 1178 nucleotides. Its product is annotated as dynein axonemal intermediate chain 4-like. Gene Ontology annotation, molecular function: dynein heavy chain binding; dynein light chain binding. Gene Ontology annotation, biological process: cilium movement. Gene Ontology annotation, cellular component: axonemal dynein complex. The record is from RefSeq and is a predicted model, not a curated record. The coding region runs from base 1 to 1056 and encodes 351 amino acids. The transcript has 5 exons. Lineage: Eukaryota; Metazoa; Arthropoda; Insecta; Thysanoptera; Thripidae.
AUGGGAAAACUCCUAAAGGCCAUUUGUUACACUUACUUGUUAGGCUCCGGACCCCUCGCUGUUCCUGCACUGCCGCAGAACCCGCUGCUCCCGGAGCGCCUGUACCGCUUCGCCUCCCCCGUCACGGCGCUCAGCUUCGCGCGCACGCGGCCCAACCUCCUGGCCGUGGGGAUGGCCGACGGCGGGCUGGCCCUGCUCGACGUCUCGGCCGCCGACAAGACCGUCGUGGCCGACGCGGGCGACGCCAGCGAGAGCGGGGUCGCGUCGCCGUCCUGGGAACCCAUCUGGACGAUGGUCUGGAUGUCCGGGGAGGAGUUCCACCUCGACGACCAGGUGCUGGUGACGGCCGGCCAGGACGGGCAGGUGGUGCGUUGGCGGCGCGGCGAGCGCGGCGUCGAGUGGACGCCCAUGCUGCGGUGCCCGGAGCGCGGCGUGGGGCUGCGCCAGUUCGCGGGCGUGCUCUGCAUGGCGCCCGUGCCCCUGGACCCCGUCCGCUACAUGGUCGGCACGGAGGACGGCUGCGUGCACGAGUGCUCCACCAACUACCUGCACCAGCACAAGUCGGUCUUCGUGGCACACGCCGGCCCCGUGUACCGCCUCAGCUUUAGCCCUUUCUGCGAGAAGAUCUUCCUGACUUGCGGCGCCGACUGGACGGUCCGCAUCUGGGCGAUGGGCGUCAACGAACCCCUGGUCACCCUGACCGGAGGCAUGCAGUCCGUUGAGGACGCCUCCUGGAGCCCGCGCAACUCCACCAUCAUCGCGUCAAUCUCCGGCGACGAACUGUGCAUGUGGGACCUGCGCAGAAAGACCUACGUCCCGGCGUCCAGAACGACGUGGGCGUACCCCAGCCCGCCCACAACCCUCCUCUUCAGCCCCACCCAGGACAACAUCCUGGUGGCCGACCGCGACGGCAGGGUGGUGGCCUUCGCCCUCCAAGACAUGCCAUUCGCGCCCUACUUCCAGACCAAGGCCCUGGUGGCCUCGCUCGAGCGCGCCCUCGUCACCAAACCCGCCCUGCUCGCCUCUCUCAAGAAGCAAGGAGAGCCGUUCGCAUGAGUUACCAAUUUUUGUAAGCAUUUUUUAUCAUACUUCCCAAUGUGUGUAGCCUAUGUGACUACCUGUAGGUUUUUUUAUCCUUUUAAAAUAAUUAGCCCAAUUAAUUUACAUAGUGCUUGUAU